This is a messenger RNA of Aspergillus fumigatus Af293, 1146 nucleotides long. RefSeq names its product arabinogalactan endo-1,4-beta-galactosidase GalA. The record is from RefSeq and is a predicted model, not a curated record. Gene Ontology annotation, biological process: pectin catabolic process. NCBI's taxonomy places the organism in Eukaryota, Fungi, Ascomycota, Eurotiomycetes, Eurotiales, Aspergillaceae. The coding region runs from base 1 to 1146 and encodes 381 amino acids. Gene Ontology annotation, molecular function: glucosidase activity. The transcript is spliced from 2 exons.
AUGAGACGCUCGUCUUUCCUCGUUCUACGGGUGCUCUGGUCUUGUUUUCCAUCCGGUGAAUCUCCUUUGGGAAAGAUGCUCGGCAAGACGGUCCUUCUACCCCUUUUGGUUCUCCUCUGUCACUCUCUUGCUUCUGCGUCGCUUGUCUACCGCGGCGCUGAUAUUUCCUCCCUGCUGAUCGAGGAGAAGGCCGGGAUUGAGUACAAGAACGUGAACGGCCAGACGCAGCCGCUUGAGAAUAUUCUCAAGGCGAACGGUGUGAAUUCCGUUCGCCAGCGGGUGUGGGUGAAUCCUAGCGAUGGAUCUUACAAUCUGGACUAUAACGUCAAGUUGGCGAAGAGGGUGAAAGCCGCUGGGAUGAGCGUUUACCUGGACUUGCACUUCAGUGAUACUUGGGCGGAUCCGAGCCAUCAGACUACACCCCGCGGAUGGUCGACCAACGACAUUGGCACUCUUACCUGGCAAGUGUACAACUACACGAUGGAGGUCUGCAACACGUUUGCCAGCAACGGCAUCGACGUCUCCAUCGUGGCUAUCGGCAACGAGAUUCGCAACGGACUGCUAUGGCCGCUCGGCAAACCCGAUAACUACGCCAACAUCGCCAACAUCCUGCACUCGGCGGCAUUCGGCGUCAAGGACUCGACCCUAUCGCCCAAGCCGAAGAUCAUGAUCCACCUCGACAACGGCUGGGACUGGUCGGCACAGAAGUUCUUCUACAACCGUGUCCUGUCGUCAGGCGCGAACCUGGUCAAGUCCGACUUUGACCUCAUCGGCGUCUCGUACUACCCGUUCUACAACCCCAGCGCCACCCUGUCGGCACUCACGACCAGCCUGAAGAACCUCCGCUCGACCUACGGCAAGGACGUGCUGGUCGUUGAGACAGACUGGCCCGUCUCGUGCCCGAACCCAGCGUAUGCGUUCCCUUCUGACCUCAAGGAUAUUCCCUUCUCGGUAGCUGGGCAGACGACUUUUGUGCAGCGCGUUGCAAAUAUCGUGGCACAGACGCCGGGAGGGAUCGGCCUGUAUUACUGGGAGCCAGCUUGGGUGCAGAAUGCGGCCUUAGGCUCGAGCUGUGCAGACAACUUGAUGGUGGAUUGGAGUACGCGUCAGGCGAGGACAAGCCUGAGUGUGUUCGCGACAAUCUGA